Messenger RNA from Manis javanica (Malayan pangolin), 1926 nucleotides. The record is from RefSeq and is a predicted model, not a curated record. NCBI's taxonomy places the organism in Eukaryota, Metazoa, Chordata, Mammalia, Pholidota, Manidae.
ACUCUCAGAGCCUCCAGACCCAGGAUGUGUCUUGGAGCCCCAGGACAGUCCUGAGGCAGCACCUGCCCUGGUGUGUGCUCUUUGCUGCUGCCUUGGAAUCAUCUACUGCUGCUUCGGCUACCGCUGCUGCAGGGCAGUGAUGUUUCUCUCGGGCCUGCUGUCAGGAGCUCUGGUGAUCUUCCUACUGUGCCACAAUGAGCGGGUGCUAGAGACACAGCUGAGCCUGGAGGUGAGCGCGGGCAUUGCGCUAGGCAUCGGACUCCUCUGUGGCCUGGUCACCAUGCUGGUUCGCAGUGUCGGGCUCUUCCUGACUGGUCUCCUGCUAGGCCUAACUCUGGGCGCUGGGGCCCUGCUGGGCACCGAGCCCAUCUACCAACCACCUUCAGCCUGGGCGCCAGCUGGGGGGCUGGUGGGGCUGGCACUGCUGGGAGCCCUGCUCACACUUCAGUGGCCACGACCAUUCACAGUUCUGGGCACAGCCCUGCUGGGGGCUGCUGUGCUGGUGGCCUGUGCUGACUACUUUCUGGAGGGGCUGGCACUGGGCCAUCGGUUGGGCCAACGCUUGCAGGCACUUCCAGCCUUGCCUCCUCUCUGCUGGUAUAGCUGGGUCCUCCUGGGGACCUGGCCAGCCCUGGGGGCCCUUGGGGCGCUGGCCCAGUGGAAGCUCAUGGAUGAGGAACGUGGAGGCCACGCCAAUGGAGUGGUCUUGAGCCACCAGCGAAGGCAUCUCCAAUUCCUUCGGAUCCAUCAGCAAGAGGCCAAGUGGCACCAGACCUCCGCUGGGGUGGGGCUCUGUGAGGGCAGCUACCAGCGCCACCUCCCCCAUAACACCUGGGGCCCUGCUGACAGUCUGGCUCCAAGUUAUCUCCAGAGCCUUCGAGAGCACCAGCUGGGACCAGGCCCCCAGGCCUCAGCCCCCAACGCCAUCCUGGACCUGGAUUCUGACUGUGGUUCCACUGUACCCCUCACCACACCUUCUGGUUCCAGCCAGACUUGAGCCUAAACCUCCACUGACCACCCCCAUCCCCACAGCAAGGGCAUAGGGACACCCUAGCAGUGCCUGCACCCACAGGAAACACAAAAACUUCCCUACCUCUGGGACUGGAUAUGGAAUCUGUGCUCCCACCCCCACCAGCCCUGGAGGGAUUUGUUUCAGGGACCAAGGAUCCUGUGGAGUGGGGAAAGGAAGGAUGAGUACCUGUCUCUGUCCAAUCAUGGAGGCACCCUGGCCCCUAAAGUAACUAGCUCCCUAAUUCCUCCAAACCAAGAAGGGCCCUUACCCAAAUAGCCUUCUGUAUGUCUGCCUCAGUGUGCCUCACAUGCUAAAAUAAGGGGUUCUGUGUUUGUAGGACCUAUAGAAAAUCAGGAAGCCUUCUAAAGCACCUGAUAGUUUUUUAGUGGGGAGAAGGGCACAGAGGGGCUCCAGGAUCCCCUAAUCUCCAAGCCCCUUAUUAGGGAGUACUCAGGUUCCUGAUUAGCCUUUCCCCCUGGACCCCAUAGGUCCAAGCCCCCUUCUCCUACCUCAAUUGGGGACACUGUCCUCCAUGGUGCUUCUUUUUCUCUCCUUCUUAAUGUGGGGAAGAUCAUGGGGCAGUACCUGGCUCAGCACCCACCUCCCAAAAAGCUAGCUUCUUGCUCCAAGGAAAGAGCAUUGGCCCACAUGGCACAGUCUUGCCCUUUUGUUUAAAAGAGUCUGGUCUUUGGGGCUGUGUGGGAGACAAGUGCCUUCUCUGCUUCUCAUUGUAGGUAAUGCUGAUCUUAAAUAGAACUUUGUCCCACCCAUUCUAAUCCUCCCCUCUCUGAUUCUUCUGCCCAAAGUCUGUUCCCUGGUUCCCAGACAGCAUGAAGGAAGAUGCAUCCCCCUGGGCAGCAAGGCCUUGAUGGGAGGAAGAACAUGGGUGCAUGUGAAUAAAAUGGCAUUGAACG